Messenger RNA from Thunnus maccoyii (southern bluefin tuna), 10117 nucleotides. RefSeq names its product cytadherence high molecular weight protein 2-like. Bases 422 to 9637 code for a protein of 3071 amino acids. Gene Ontology annotation, molecular function: signaling receptor activity. Lineage: Eukaryota; Metazoa; Chordata; Actinopteri; Scombriformes; Scombridae. The transcript has 2 exons. The record is from RefSeq and is a predicted model, not a curated record.
AAUAAAGCUCCUUUUUGCAGAAUUUUUGCGGAGGUUAGACACUUUCUCAAGGCUGAGCGCCUUUCCCGAGGAGUCCUUUCCGCUGGAUUAGCGGUAGGAGGGAGCAGCACCGGAGGAUGGACUAUACGUAGUAUGCCACAUGUGGUCUAAAUCUCUCACUUUCCCAUUUUCACUAGUUUCUGUACCAUUAUGUGAUGAAGAAACGAUGCAUUUCCACCACGCAGCUAACGCGAGCGUAUAAACAACGUGACCUCCAGUACGCAGAGGGGUUGCCAUGGUAACCGAGGGUUGACAAUCAGACAGGAGUUUGUGUGCCAAAAGUUAGCUAACGUAGUUUCUUGCUUUGGUCAGUCUUGGUUGUGCUUUAAAACCCGUCUAUGUCUAAAGUAGCAGCUCGUAAAAAAACAAACAAAAACAAAAUAUGGACAGCACUUUAGGAAAAACAGAAAAUCCAGAGGAAAACCACAGUAACACAGCAGCCAUGAAUGACACUGAGGCGAUUCAAGUGAGUUUUGCAAGUGAAAACUCUGAUGAGGAACCAACAAAAAUUUCCACCGAAGCUCAAGAUGAAGUAGGAAGAGGAGAGACUCAAAACAACUGCAUGAAGAGACUGCGAUCCAGUUGGCAAGCUAUUUUGAUAGUGGUUUUGAUGGUGCUUUUUUGUGUUGUGACAGCCCUCCUCUUCACCAAGAUAAAUAAAGAGCAAAGUCUGACAGCAGAAAUACAGCUCAUGAGAGAGGAGAUAUUCAUGGCAUGGGACAACACCAAGCAGCUGCAAAUAAAAAACAAUGAGCUGAAGCAACUUCUGAGCUCAACUUAUCAAAACUGCCCACUCCUGGGAAAUGAGAACCACCAAGUGGCACUGCUGCUAAAUGCCACACUGUACAAACUCACCUUGCUGUCAGCUGAGAAAACACAGCUGAGCUUGCUCUCAAAAAAUACAUCGCACGAAAAAACACAGUUGCAAGUGGAGAGCAAAGAGCUGAUUGUGCUUCUAAAUUCAACCCUGCAAAACUGGACCCUUGUAGAAGAGGACACACAUCUGAACGUGCUGCUGAAUGAGUCGCUGCGCAUCAUCACCCUGGCAGCUACAGAAAAUAAACGGUUAAGCUUGCUGUUGGACAAUGAACAUCAAACCUCCAAGCAGCAGCAAACAGAAAACAAUGAGCUGAAGCAACUUCUGAGCUCCACUUAUCAAAUGUGCACCCUCCUGGGAAAUGAGAACCACCAACUGACGCUGCUGUUAAAUGCUACACGGUACAACUUCAACGUGCUGACAGCUGAGAAAACACAGCUGAGCCUGCUCUUGAAGAAAAAAGUGAACGAAAAAACACAGUUGCAGGUGGAGAGUAAAGAGCUGAAUGUGCUUCUGAAUUCAACCCUGCAAAACUGGAACCUUGUAAAAGAGGAGAAAAGACAACUGAACGUGCUGCUGAACAAGUCUCUACGCAACAUCACUCUGGCAUCUGCAGAAAAUAAACGGUUGAACUUGCUGCUAGAUGAUGAACAGCAAACCUCCAAGCAGCUGCAAUUACAAAACAGUGAGCUGAAGCAACUUCUGAACUCCACUUGUCAAAACUCUACCUUCCUGGGAAAUGAGAACCACCGACUGAUGCUGCUGCUAAAUGCCACAAUGAACAACUUCACCUUGCUGACAGCUGAAAAAACACAGCUGAGCCUACUCUUGAAGAACACACUGAAUGAAAAAACACAGUUGCAAGUAGGGUGUAAAGAGCUGAAUGUGCUUCCAAAUUCAAGCCUGCAAAAUUGGACCCUUGUAGAAGAGGAAAACAGAAAAUUGAACGUGCGUCUGAACGACUUGCUGCGCAUCAACACCCUGGAGUCUGCAGAAAAUGCACGUUUGAACUUGCUGUUAGAUGAUGAACAGCAAACCUCUAUGCAGCUGCAAGUUGAAAACAAUGAGCUGAAGCAACGUCUGAGCUCGACUUAUGAAAACGUCACCUUCCUGGGAAAUGAGAAGCACCGACUGAUGCUCCUGCUAAAUGCCACAAUGUACAACCUCACCUUGCUGUCAGCUGAAAAAACACAGCUGAGCCUGCUCUCGAGGAAUACAUCGCACGAAAAAACACAGUUGCAAGUGGAGAGCAAAGAGCUGAUUGUGCUUCUAAAUUCAACUCUGCAAAACUGGACCCUUGUAGAUGAGGACACACAUCUGAACAUGCUGCUGAACGAGUCGCUGCGCAUCAUCACCCUGGCAGCCACAGAAAAUAAACGGUUAAGCUCGCUGUUGGACAAUGAACAUCAAACCUCCAAGCAGCAGCAAACAGAAAACAAUGAGCUGAAGCAACUUCUGAGCUCCACUUAUCAAAUGUGCACCCUCCUGGGAAAUGAGAACCACCAACUGACGCUGCUGUUAAAUGCUACACGGUACAACUUCAACGUGCUGACAGCUGAGAAAACACAGCUAAGCCUGCUCUUGAAGAAAAAAGUGAACGAAAAAACACAGUUGCAGGUGGAGAGUAAAGAGCUGAAUGUGCUUCUGAAUUCAACCUUGCAAAACUGGAACCUUGCAGAAGAGAAGAACAGACAACUGAACGUGCUGCUGAACGAGUCGCUACGCAACAUCACUCUGGCAUCUGCAGAAAAUAAACGGUUGAGCUUGCUGCUAGAUGAUGAACAGCAAACCUCCAAGCAGCUGCAAUUACAAAACAGUGAGCUGAAUCAAAUUCUGAACUCCACUUGUCAAAACUCUACCUUCCUGGGAAAUGAGAACCACCGACUGAUGCUGCUGCUAAAUGCCACAAUGAACAACUUCACCUUGCUGACAGCUGAAAAAACACAGCUGAGCCUGCUCUUGAAGAACACACUGAAUGAAAAAACACAGUUGCAAGUAGAGUGUAAAGAGCUGAAUUUUCUUCCAAAUUCAACCCUGCAAAACUGGACCCUUGUAGAAGAGGAAAACAAACAACUGAAAGUACAUCAGAACGACUUGCUGCGCAUCAUCACCCUGGGGUCUUCAGAAAAUGAACGUUUGAACUUGCUGUUAGAUGAUGAACAGCAAACCUCUAUGCAGCUGCAAGUUGAAAACAGUGAGCUGAAGCAACGUCUGAGCUCAACUUAUGAAAACGUCACCUUCCUGGGAAAUGAGAAGCACCGACUGAUGCUCCUGCUAAAUGCCACAAUGUACAACCUCACCUUGCUGACAGCUGAAAAAACACAGCUGAGCCUGCUCUCGAGGAAUACAUCGCACGAAAAAACACAGUUGCAAGUGGAGAGCAAAGAGCUGAUUGUGCUUCUAAAUUCAACUCUGCAAAACUGGACCCUUGUAGGUGAGGACACACAUCUGAACAUGCUGCUGAACGAGUCGCUGCGCAUCAUCACUCUGGCAGCCACAGAAAAUAAACGGUUAAGCUCGCUGUUGGACAAUGAACAUCAAACCUCCAAGCAGCAGCAAACAGAAAACAAUGAGCUGAAGCAUCUUCUGAGCUCCACUUAUCAAAUGUGCACCCUCCUGGGAAAUGAGAACCACCAGCUGACGCUGCUGUUAAAUGCUACAUGGUACAACUUCAACGUGCUGACAGCUGAGAAAACACAGCUGAGCAUGCUCUUGAAGAAAAAAGUGAACGAAAAAACACAGUUGCAGGUGGAGAGUAAAGAGCUGAAUGUGCUUCUGAAUUCAACCUUGCAAAACUGGAACCUUGCAGAAGAGAAGAACAGACAACUGAACGUGCUGCUGAACGAGUCGCUACGCAACAUCACUCUGGCAUCUGCAGAAAAUAAACGGUUGAGCUUGCUGCUAGAUGAUGAACAGCAAACCUCCAAGCAGCUGCAAUUACAAAACAGUGAGCUGAAUCAAAUUCUGAACUCCACUUGUCAAAACUCUACCUUCCUGGGAAAUGAGAACCACCGACUGAUGCUGCUGCUAAAUGCCACAAUGAACAACUUCACCAUGCUGACAGCUGAAAAAACACAGCUGAGCCUACUCUUGAAGAACACACUGAAUGAAAAAACACAGUUGCAAGUAGGGUGUAAAGAGCUGAAUGUGCUUCCAAAUUCAACCCUGCAAAAUUGGACCCUUGUAGAAGAGGAGAACAGACAAUUGAACGAGCGUCUGAACGACUUGCUGCGCAACAUCACCCUGGGGUCUGCAGAAAAUGAACGUUUGAACUUGCUGUUAGAUGAUGAACAGCAAACCUCUAUGCAGCUGCAAGUUGAAAACAGUGAGCUGAAGCAACGUCUGAGCUCAACUUAUGAAAACUUCACCUUCCUGGGAAAUGAGAAGCACCGACUGAUGCUCCUGCUAAAUGCCACAAUGUACAACCUCACCUUGCUGUCAGCUGAAAAAACACAGCUGAGCCUGCUCUCGAGGAAUACAUCACAUGAAAAAACACAGUUGCAAGUAGAGAACAAAGAGCUGAUUGUGCUUCUAAAUUCAACUCUGCAAAACUGGACCCUUGUAGGUGAGGACACACAUCUGAACGUGCUGCUGAACGAGUCGCUGCGCAUCAUCACCCUGGCAUCUGCAGAAAAUAAACGGUUAAGCUUGCUGUUGGACAAUGAACAUCAAACCUCCAAGCAGCAGCAAACAGAAAACAAUGAGCUGAAGCAACUUCUGAGCUCCACUUAUCAAAUGUGCACCCUCCUGGGAAAUGAGAACCACCAACUGACGCUGCUGUUAAAUGCUACACGGUACAACUUCAACAUGCUGACAGCUGAGAAAACACAGCUGAGCAUGCUCUUGAAGAACACACUGAAUGAAAAAACACAGUUGCAAGUAGAGUGUAAAGAGCUGAAUGUGCUUCCAAAUUCAACCCUGCAAAACUGUACCCUUGUAGAAGAGGAAAACAGACAACUGAAAGUGCAUCAGAACGACUUGCUGCGCAACAUCACCCUGGGGUCUGCAGAAAAUGAACGGUUGAACUUGCUGUUAGAUGAUGAACAGCAAACCUCUAUGCAGCUGCAAGUUGAAAACAAUGAGCUGAAGCAACGUCUGAGCUCAACUUAUGAAAACUGCACCUUCCUGGGAAAUGAGAAGCACCGACUGACGCUGCUGCUAAAUGCCACACUGUACAACCUCACCUUGCUGUCAGCUGAAAGGACACAGCUGAGCCUGCUCUCGAGGAAUAAAUCGCACGAAAAAACACAGUUGCAAGUAGAGAGCAAAGAGCUGAUUGUGCUUCUAAAUUCAACUCUGCAAAACUGGACCCUUGUAGGUGAGGACACACAUCUGAACGUGCUACUGAACGAAUCGCUGCGCAUCAUCACCCUGGCAUCUGCAGAAAAUAAACGGUUAAGCUUGCUGUUGGACAAUGAACAUCAAACCUCCAAGCAGCAGCAAACAGAAAACAAUGAGCUGAAGCAACUUCUGAGCUCCACUUAUCAAAUGUGCACCCUCCUGGGAAAUGAGAACCACCAACUGACACUGCUGCUAAAUGCCACAAUGAACAACUUCACCUUGCUGACAGCUGAAAAAACACAGCUAAGCCUGCUCUUGAAGAACACACUGAAUGAAAAAACACAGUUGCAAGUAGAGUGUGAAGAGCUGAAUUUGCUUCCAAACUCAACCCUGCAAAACUGGACCCUUAUAGAAGAGGAGAACAGACAACUGAACGUACGUCUUAACGACUUGAUGGGCAUCAUAACCCUGUGGUCUGCAGAAAAUGAACGGUUGAACUUGCUGUUAGAUGAUGUACAGCAAACCUCUAUGCAGCUGCAAAUAGAAAGAAAUGAGCUGAAGCAACUUCUGAACUCCACUUAUGACAACUGCACCUUCCUGGGAAAUGAGAACCACCGACUGACGCUGCUGCUAAAUGCAACACUGUACAAUUUCACCUUGCUGACAGCUGAAAAAACACAGCUGAGCCUACUCUUGAAGAAUACAACGCGUGAAAAAACACAGUUGCAGAUGGAGAGCAAAGAAGUGAAUGUGCUUCUAAAUUCAAGCCUACAAAACUGGACCCUUGUAGAAAAGAACAGACAACUGAACGUACGCCUGAACGACUUACUGCACAACAUCACCCUGGGGUCUGCAGAAAAUGAACGGUUGAACUUGCUGUUAGAUGAUGAACAGCAAACCUCCAAGCAGCUGCAAAUAGAAAAAAACAAGCUGAAGCAACUUCUGAACUCCACUUAUGAAAACUGCACCUUCCUGGGAAAUGAGAACCACCGACUGACGCUGCUGCUAAAUGCCACAUUGUACAACUUCACCUUGCUGACAGCUGAAAAAACACAGCUGAGCCUGCUCUCGAAGAAUACAUUGCAUGAAAAAACACAGUUGCAAGCGAAGUGUAAAGAACUGAAUGUGCUUCUGAAUUCAACCCUGCAAAACUGGACCCUUGUAGAAGAGGAGAAAAGACAACUGAAUGUGCUGCUGAACGACUCACUGCGCAACAUCACCCUGGGGUCUGCAGAAAAUGAACGGUUGAACUUGCUGUUAGAUGAUGAACAGCAAACCUCCAAGCAGCUGCAAAUAGAAAAAAACAAGCUGAAGCAACUUCUGAACUCCACUUAUCAAAACUGCACCUUCCUGGGAAAUGAGAAUCACCGACUGAAGCUGCUGCUAAAUGCAACACUGAACAACUUCACCCUGCUGUCAGCUGAAAAAACACGGCUGAGCCUGCUCUUGAAGAAUACAACACGCAAAAAAACACAGUUGCAGGUAGAAUGUAAAGAGCUAAAUGUACUUCCAAAUUCAACCCUGCAAAACUGGACCCUUGCUGAAGAGGAGAACAGACAACUGAACGUACGCCUGAACGACUUACUGCGCAACAUCACUCUGGGGUCUGCAGAAAAUGAACGUUUGAACUUGCUGUUAGAUGAUGAGCAGCAAACCUCUAUGCAGUUGCAAAUAAGAAACAAUGAGCUGAAGCAACUUCUGAACUCCACUUAUCAAAACUGCACCUUCCUGGGAAAUGAGAACCACCGACUGAUGCUGCUGCUAAAUGCCACAAUGUACAACUUCACCUUGCUGUCAGCUGAAAAAACACAGCUGAGCCUGCUCUCGAAGAAUACAUUGCAUGAAAAAACACAGUUGCAAGCGAAGUGUAAAGAACUGAAUGUGCUUCUGAAUUCAACCCUGCAAAACUGGACCCUUGUAGAGGAGGAGAAAAGACAACUGAAUGUGCUGCUGAACGACUCACUGCGCAACAUCACCCUGGGGUCUGCAGAAAAUGAACGGUUGAACUUGCUGUUAGAUGAUGAACAGCAAACCUCCAAGCAGAUGCAAAUAGAAAAAAACAAGCUGAGGCAACUUCUGAACUCCACUUAUGAAAACUUCAUCUUCCUGGGAAAUGAGAACCACCGACUGACGCGGCUGCUAAAUGCAACAAUGUACAACUUCACCUUGCUGUCAGCUGAAAAAACACGGCUAAGCCUGCUCUCAAAGAAUACAUUGCAUGAAAAAACCCAGUUGCAAGCGAGGUGUAAAGAACUGAAUGUGCUUCUGAAUUCAACCCUGCAAAAGUGGACCCUUGUAGAAGAGGAGAAAAGACAACUGAACGUGCUGCUGAACGAGUCGCUACGCAACAUCACCCUGGGGUCUGCAGAAAAUGAACGGUUGAACUUGCUAUUAGAUGAUGAACAGCAAACCUCUAUGCAACUGCAAACAGAAAGAAAUGAGCUGAAGCAACUUCUGAACUCCACUUAUGAAAACUUCACCUUCCUGGGAAAUGAGAACCACCGACUGACGCGGCUGCUAAAUGCAACACUGUACAACUUCACCUUGCUGUCAGCUGAAAAAACACAGCUGAGCCUACUCUUGAAGAAUACAACACGUGAAAAAACACAGUUGCAGAUGGAGAGCAAAGUACUGAAUGUGCUUCUAAAUUCAACCCUGCAAAACUGGACCCUUGAAAAAGAGGAGAACAGACAACUGAACGUGCGUCUGAACGACUUGCUGCGCAUCAACACCUUGGGGUCUGCAGAAAAUGAACGUUUGAACUUGCUGUUAGAUGAUGAACAGCAAAACUCUAUGCAGCUGCAAAUAAAAAACAAUGAGCUGAAGCAACUUCUGAACUCCACUUAUCAAAACUCUACCUUCCUGGGAAAUGAGAACCACCGACUGACGCUGCUGCUAAAUACGACAAUGUACAACUUCACCUUGCUGUCAGCUGAAAAAACACAGCUGAGCCUGCUUUCAAAGAAUAUAUUGCAUGAAAAAACACAGUUGCAAGCGAAGAAUAAAGAACUGAAUGUGCUUCUGAAUUCAACCCUGCAAAACUGGAACCUUGUAGAAGAGGAGAAAAGACACCUGAAUGUGCUGCUGAACGACUCACUGCGCAACAUCGCCCUGGGGUCUGCAGAAAAUGAACGUUUGAACUUGCUGUUAGAUGAUGAACAGCAAACCUCCAAGCAGCUGCAAAUAGAAAAAAAUGAGCUGAAGCAACUUCUGAACUCCACUUAUGAAAACUUCAUCUUCCUGGGAAAUGAGAACCACCGACUGACGCGGCUGCUAAAUGCAACAAUGUACAACUUCACCCUAAUGUCAGCUGAAAAAACACGGCUGAGCCAGCUCUCAAAGAAUACGUCACACGAAAAAACCCAGUUGCAAGCGAAGUGUAAAGAACUGAAUGUGCUUCUGGAUUCAACCCUGCAAAAGUGGAACCUUGUAGAAGAGGAGAAAAGACACCUGAAUGUGCUGCUGAACGACUCACUGCGCAACAUCGCCCUGGGGUCUGCAGAAAAUGAACGUUUGAACUUGCUGUUAGAUGAUGAACAGCAAACCUCCAAGCAGCUGCAAAUAGAAAAAAAUGAGCUGAAGCAACUUCUGAACUCCACUUAUGAAAACUUCAUCUUCCUGGGAAAUGAGAACCACCGACUGACACGGCUGCUAAAUGCAACAAUGUACAACUUCACCCUAAUGUCAGCUGAAAAAACACGGCUGAGCCAGCUCUCAAAGAAUACGUCACACGAAAAAACCCAGUUGCAAGCGAAGUGUAAAGAACUGAAUGUGCUUCUGGAUUCAACCCUGCAAAAGUGGAACCUUGUAGAAGAGGAGAAAAGACACCUGAAUGUGCUGCUGAAUGACUCACUGCGCAACAUCGCCCUGGCAUCUGCAGAAAAUAAACGGUUGAGCUUGCUGUUGGACAAUGAACAGCAAACCUCUAUGCAGCUGAAAGCAGAUAAUCAACACCAGCGUUCAAUCCUUUUCUCUGACAAACUGACCUUCCUCUGGAAUUUCUGCAACAGGAACACACUGGAGUGCUCACGCUGCCUGCCUGGUUGGGUCGAGCACGCUUCACGUUGCUUCUUCUUGUCCAGUAAAACGAUGAAGUGGGAAAAUGCUCGCAGGGAGUGUAUAAAAGUCGGGGGUGACCUGGCUGUUGUUCUGAGUGAAGAUGACCAGGUGUUCUUGACCACCAUGACUUUUCAGUUUGUACAGCAGCAUCCUCAAGAAGCAUUCCAUUCGGCGUGGAUCGGGUUGCAGGACAUGGUGAAGGAGGGCACCCACCUCUGGGUCAAUGGCAAAAGACCCCACCCAGAUUUAAUUUACUGGAGGCCUCUGGAGCCAAACAACGCCAUGGCCUGGUGGGACAAAAGCAUGGCGGGGCAGGACUGUGUUGCCAUUGUGCCACCGAGAAGCACCACAGAGGAGAACUGGUUAAAUUCCUGGGAUGACAUUAUUUGUGGUGGCAAACGACACUACCUGUGUGAGACCACAGCUCUCGAUUUGUCCUGAGUGACACACCUGGCAUGUAGCAGUCUAUUUUUAGCCCAGAUCUGCUGGACUCUGCCUGCCCCCAGUAUGUGUUGUACAUAUGUAUGUAUUGUGCUAUACAAAGAAAGUGAAAUGUCACUGUUGAUAGGGACAUGAAUGUCAACUCAUUAGGUACUUAUUUUGGUUAAAUACCACAAAAAGUACCAAACUAAGGCUACUACAUGGCUCAACAAGUGUCUUGACUGCCAACAAUUUAAAAAAAAUGGGUAUAUUCCAGGCUCUUCUCCAUGGUACUUAAGUAGUCUUAUAGUAGUACAGUACAAAAGCAUGACAGCUGUCAUUAGUGGCACAAGACAAACAGCGACCUUUCUCAGUUGUUUCUCAGUUCAGUUUCAAAUAAUUACUUAAAUAAUGCUGCUAACAUGCUAAUUUGGCAGGAGCGCUGUUCCAGUGGUGGAAACGACCUUAUUUAAAUAAAUGUUUAAAGGUAUUUGUACUUCA